UGAUUGAAAUUAAAAUACAUCCACGAGUACCUUUAUUGUAAAAAACAAAAUUAUAUAAAACACAUGCAAACAAAACCCAGCCCAGCCCAUCUCAGCGACUUUCCUGGGCCAAAAGCCCAUUCCCGAACUCCACGACAAACACACUUUUUAUACCCAAAUAUAUCCAGGACGUAACUGAAGAAACAUAGAUUAGCUUCCCACCAAAAAGCCGAACCUACCAUUCAAUCCAGCACUCCACUGCUACCACGUGUCCUUCUGCUAUUGCCCAUCCGCUGCCCUUUCUCCUUAAGCAAACUCAAAAGGCAAAACCCACGCUACCGUCUGUUAGCUUUAAAGCACCGCCCAUCUCCCUCUCUACGUAUAUUAGUACAAUCGUAUUUAGUAUUUAUACCAUAUGAUUUGGAACCAAAACCAUCCAUGGUCCUUAAAGUUUCAAUAUAUACCCAUGGAUCAUAAUAAUUCAAUAAUAAAAGAGGUAAAAUCAAGAACUGGCCCAAUCCAUCGCCGAUCUUACUCCUUUAAAGUCUCAAUAAAUUAACUACAAUUAUCCGCCGUAGGGCCCAUAAAAUUAAAAGUAGAGGGUCGAAUUUGAUCUAAUCUAAACUAGAGACACGGAUAUUGAUACACGAGGGAUGAUAUAAUGAAUCCACGUAAUCUGUAUCCCAAUCCGUAUCGGAUUCGUAUAUUAUACGUCUAACAAUAACCAACAAACAAGUAUAUUUUUCUAUAAAAACCUCUCCUUUGCCAAGGCAUCGCCAUUACCUGAUUUUCAAUCCAACAAUGUCUCUCAACCUCUCUCUCUUUCUCAUCCUCUCUCUCUUCUUUAUCUCCGCUAUUUCUGCGGAGACAUUCAACGGUGAUGAUUCCCUGAUCAGACAAGUAGUUGAAGGUCAGGAUGAAUCAUCAUCAAACCUGUUGACCGCAGAGCAGCAUCACUUCUCGCUAUUCAAGAGAAAAUUCAAGAAAUCAUACCUUUCACAAGAAGAGCAUGAUUACCGGUUUUCCGUAUUCAAGUCUAAUCUGAGACGCGCGGCGCGUCAUCAGAAAUUGGACCCAACAGCGAGUCACGGUGUGACUCAGUUCUCCGAUUUGACUUCGGCUGAGUUUAGAAAGCAGGUUUUAGGCUUAAGGAAGUUGAGGUUGCCUAAGGAUGCGAAUACAGCUCCGAUUUUGCCUACUAAUGAUUUGCCUGAGGAUUUUGAUUGGAGAGAGAAAGGAGCUGUUGGCCCUGUUAAAAAUCAGGGUUCAUGUGGGUCAUGCUGGAGUUUUAGCACUACAGGAGCUUUGGAAGGCGCACAUUUCCUUGCUACUGGAGAGCUUGUUAGCCUUAGCGAGCAGCAGCUUGUGGAUUGCGAUCAUGAGUGUGAUCCAGAGGAACCAGGUUCAUGUGACUCUGGGUGCAAUGGUGGGCUGAUGAAUAGUGCCUUUGAGUAUACUCUCAAAGCUGGUGGUCUUAUGCGUGAGGAAGACUAUCCUUACACCGGUAUGGAUCGUGGUGCUUGCAAAUUUGACAAGAACAAGGUUGCUGCUGGAGUGGCCAACUUUAGCGUGGUGUCCCUAGAUGAAGAUCAAAUUGCUGCAAAUCUUGUGAAAAACGGUCCCCUUGCAGUGGCCAUCAAUGCUGUGUUCAUGCAAACAUACAUUGGAGGAGUUUCAUGCCCUUAUAUUUGCUCAAGGAGGUUGGAUCAUGGAGUGUUGCUGGUGGGAUAUGGUUCAGCUGCCUAUGCUCCCGUCAGGAUGAAGGAGAAGCCAUACUGGAUUAUCAAGAACUCAUGGGGAGAAAGCUGGGGCGAGAAUGGAUUCUACAAAAUCUGCAGGGGUCGCAAUAUUUGCGGAGUCGACUCCAUGGUCUCAACUGUUGCUGCCGUGCAGACCAACUCCCUCUAGGGAUAUCCUUACGAUGCUGCUACCUUGUUGCUUUGUAAAUAAGGAUUUAACACUACAAGUUAUAUAUGCCCCACUUGAACUAUCUGCCUGUCAUAUUCUCAACAUCCAAAGCAUGGGAAUGGAGUUUCUUUGGAAUUUCCCGUGUCUUCGGUUUGCAAGAACAGCUACCCUAUAUUAUUUGUCUUCUGGCGCAA
This is a messenger RNA of Populus trichocarpa (black cottonwood), 2081 nucleotides long. Its product is annotated as cysteine protease RD19A. The transcript has 4 exons. Gene Ontology annotation, cellular component: lysosome. The record is from RefSeq and is a predicted model, not a curated record. NCBI's taxonomy places the organism in Eukaryota, Viridiplantae, Streptophyta, Magnoliopsida, Malpighiales, Salicaceae. The coding region runs from base 781 to 1887 and encodes 368 amino acids. Gene Ontology annotation, molecular function: cysteine-type endopeptidase activity.